This is a messenger RNA of Saccostrea cuccullata (small rock oyster), 2733 nucleotides long. RefSeq names its product polycystin-2-like protein 1. NCBI's taxonomy places the organism in Eukaryota, Metazoa, Mollusca, Bivalvia, Ostreida, Ostreidae. Gene Ontology annotation, cellular component: membrane. The coding region runs from base 45 to 2543 and encodes 832 amino acids. Gene Ontology annotation, biological process: detection of mechanical stimulus. Gene Ontology annotation, molecular function: calcium channel activity; calcium ion binding. The record is from RefSeq and is a predicted model, not a curated record. The transcript is spliced from 12 exons.
UUGCAUCACAGUGCUCUGUGAACUUUGUGUUGCAAAUUGAGUUAAUGGAGAAUGAUAUCGAAGCGCCGGCAAGCCAACAAAAAGAAGCGAGUCCUACUGCUUGGCCUGACGAUGACGUCAUAUCUAACAAAUCUCAAGGUGGCUCUAGACCAUACACAACAACGCCUGUCAUAAGUGUGGAUAAAAUAGACGUCGACAAGGAAAGCGUCAAAGGAGUUCCGGAGGAGCAAAAAGACAAAGGUUUAAGCUGCUUUGAAACAUUCAAGAAUGGAGUCAAAUCUAUAUGGGCAACAAGACAUACCUUGGGACCGGCAGACGAUAAGAAGAUCCACGUUAACACGACCGUCAAAGAACUCGUGGUCUAUCUCCUCUUUCUGAUCCUGCUGUCCAUUGUGGCUUUUGGUAUGACCAACACAUCGAUGUUUUUCGUAACAAAGGUGAUGAGUGAACUGUACCUGGACUCAAGUUCAGGGGGUGUGUCCUUCCGGUCGAUAGGUGGCGCAGAUGAUGUGUGGAAGUUCCUCCGUGGGCCACUGCCUUCCGCUCUUCACUGGGAAACUUGGUACAAUAACCAGCCUCUUCCUGAUAAUGGCGAAGGAUACAUUUUCCACGAAAACAAACUUUUGGGACUGCCAAGGAUCCGACAAGUCAAAGUCAGGAAUGAUUCAUGUGCAGUACAUAAAUAUUUUCGGGACGUUAUAUUUGAAUGUUAUGAUGCCUACUCAGAGUCAAACGAAGAUAAAUCCUCUGAAACUAAUGACACCCGAAUAAAGACCUACACUGCAUUUACGUAUCAUUCAGAGGCGUCCUUGCGUGGAAGCAGUUAUGGAGGAGAGUUAGCUACAUACAAUGGAGGCGGAUAUGUGCAAAACCUUGGAAAGACAAAAACCGAGACACAAGCUACACUGGACUAUCUUUUUACGGAAAGAUGGAUCACACGAGGAACUCGAGCUUUUUUCAUCGACUUCUCCGUGUAUAACGCUAAUGUAAAUCUGUUUUGUGUUAUUCGACUCAUUGUAGAGUUCCCAGCAACAGGAGGCGCCAUUCCCUCGUGGAGUUUCAGAACUGUGAAGCUUUUGCGUUACGUCACAGUUUUUGAUCAUUUCGUCAUGGCUUGUGAGUUUUUCUUUGCCCUUUUUAUCGUGUAUUACAUCAUUGAGGAAAUUAUUGAGAUAAAAAUUCAUAAACUUGCGUACUUCAGAAGCGUUUGGAAUAUCCUCGACGUAACGGUUAUCGUCAUAUCUAUUGUGUUUCUGGCAUUCGAUAUCUAUCGAACUCUUGAAGUGGACAAAAAGAUGGAAAAAUUAACAUAUACUAGCAACCAUUUCGAGGAUUUUGACUUUCUCAGUCUUUGGCAAGUCAGAUUUGACAACGCCAUCGCCAUUACAGUGUUUCUAGCCUGGGUCAAGCUGUUUAAGUACGUCAGCUUCAACAAGACGAUGAACCAGCUCUCCUCAACCCUGGCCCGCUGUGCUAAGGACCUGAUGGGGUUCGCUGUCAUGUAUUUUAUCGUCUUCCUGGCGUUCACACAGCUGGGAUACCUACUGUUUGGGUCAAAGUUGAAAGAGUUCAGUGAAUUCGGGAGUUCCUUUUUUGCGCUUUUCAACAUAAUCCUGGGCAGUUUUGAUUUCUAUGCCCUGAGGGCCGUGGACCGCUAUUUAGGACCUACCUUCUUCUUUCUCUUUAUCUUCUUCAUCUUCUUCAUUCUCGUCAACAUGUUCCUCGCCAUUAUCAACGACACGUACUCCGAGGUGAAGAGCGAGCUGGCCAAUCAACAGGAUGAUUUUCAAAUCUCCGAGUACUUCUUGAGUAAAUACAGGAAAAUGUUGGGGAAGAUUCAUGCAAAAGAAGACAGGGUUCUUGAUCUGGACGACGUUCUCAAGUAUGCCGACGCCAAUGAUGACGGGAAAAUCGACUUUGAGGAAUGGCGCCAAGAUCUCCUAAAACGUGGUUACGCCGAAUGUGAAAUCGAGGCUCUGUUCUGUAAGUAUGACGCCGAUGGUUCCCGGUACCUGGAUAAAGAAGAGCAAGAGAGACUACGACAGGAUCUAGACGCUCAGAAGAAGCAAAUUAACAAGGAGUACAAUGACCUUGAGGAUAAGAAUGGCACCCAGGUCAGCGAGAACGAUGACAGUGAUAAGGAGGAGGAUUCAGGAUCUACACAGAAGAGGGGCGGAUUCUCGGGGGUGUUGUACGAGGAGUAUACGCACCUGUGUAAACGUGUUGAGAGAAUGGAAUUCACCAUAGGGGGCGUUAUAGGCCGGAUCGACUCUGUACUAUCCAGGCUGGUUAACAUCGAAAAAGCCAAACUGAAACGACGAGACGCCAUUUCAAAGAUUCUGAAUUAUAUGAAUGAGAGUCAGAAUAACGAAGAUGGACUGAAUAAGGAGAAAAUGCAAACCAUGAUAAAACGGGAACUAAGCAAGCUCGACUCGGAUGACACGGAUAGUGCCCCCUCUGUGUCUACUCGGGAAUCCUCUAACAUUAUCCCUAACGACAACACAGAUGAAAACAAAAUGGCGCAGAAUGUACCUACAAAUUAAAAAUGGGAAACUUGGACUGCUUAAGAUUGAACUUUAAGACAUCAUACGAAUAUAAUCUGUAUAAUGCGUAUAUCUGUUAGGUUAUUCCCCUGACGUGCAGUUCUAAGCUGUCAAUUGAUCAGUUUGUUCAUGCAAUGAAAAUAUUUAAUUUCUUUUGCACUGCAGUAAUAUGUAUACAUAAAAAUGUAAA